This is a messenger RNA of Physeter macrocephalus (sperm whale), 1506 nucleotides long. RefSeq names its product transmembrane inner ear (gene TMIE). The record is from RefSeq and is a predicted model, not a curated record. The transcript has 3 exons. Gene Ontology annotation, biological process: sensory perception of sound; inner ear morphogenesis. The coding region runs from base 1 to 306 and encodes 101 amino acids. Lineage: Eukaryota; Metazoa; Chordata; Mammalia; Artiodactyla; Physeteridae.
AUGGGGUACCUCUUCGGGGUCCCCUCCAGCCUGGCCUUCUCUGUCCUCCCCGUAGUUAUCACUCUUUGCUGUGUCUUCAACUGCCGCGUGCCACGGACCCGGAAGGAGAUUGAAGCCCGGUACCUACAGCGAAAGGCAGCCAAGAUGUACACGGACAAACUAGAGACUGUGCCACCCCUCAAUGAGCUCACAGAAAUCCCUGGAGAGGGUAAGAAGAAGAAGAAGAAGGACAGUGUGGAUACAGUGGCCAUCAAGGUAGAGGAGGAUGAGAAGAAUGAGGCCAAGAAGAAGAAAGAAGGGAAAUGAGGAGAGCUUCCUGGAGGUGGAGGCUGGGGCUAGCUGGCCCUGGGGCUCAUAGUCCUGGCCAGAGUCCAGACAUCGUAGACUCCAAGCUCAUACAUGGACCAUAGAGGUUGCAGAACACCCUCUCCCUGCUCAGAGGGGGUUGCUGAGGCCCAGGACCCUGUCCUAGAGCCUACUGGGUCAAGGAUAUGACUGCACCAGGUGUGCUGCCUCCCAGCCUGGACUCCACUCCUUUCACCCCACCCACGUGGCCACUCAGCAGAGGUGGUCUUGGGCCACUGUCCCUCUGUAGAUCCAAAGUGGCCUCUACCCACCCAGACAUGCCUCUGUCCCCUCUUCUGCCAGGAACAGCAGUGGCUAAAGGGGUAAUGGGAUGUGGGUUUCCUUCUGGAAGGGGAUGGCUGACCUGGAUGGGCUAGAUGUGAGGCCACACCAGGCUGGCCAUGAGGAGGGAGAGGGUCACUGGGGGAAGCAGGGGCAGCAGAAGGUUCUUGGACUUAGCUGGAUAGCAGCUCUGGUGGUGAGGGGGCUGCCGCAAGCCUGGCAGGGGUUCUGGCCCAGGGCAGUGAGCAGAGGGAGACCAGAAGCAGAACCCCCAGCAUAGCAGAUACCGAGCUCUAAGCAAUGGAUACACUUGUCUUACACGCUGUGAUGCAGCUGAGGCUGCUGGAGGGCCUAGCAUGAGGCCCAUGGGCUCAGGGCUAGGGGCUGCAGGGGUGCAGAAGGCUGAGGCCAGUGGGCCAGAAAGAGAAGGGCCCCAUCUUGGGAAUCCAGGGAAAAUUUGAGAAGCCAAGGGGGACUUUGGGUUUUUCUGCUGGCCCUUUCUAGGUUCAGCUGUGGUAGCAGGUGUCAGGGCCCCAGAUCACUGCAGGGGGCAGUGAGGGAUUGAGGCAGCAACCAGCCUUCCAUCUGCUGAAUAUAACAGCACAGAGCUUCCUCUUACAUUCUUAACUACAGUGCCUAAAAAGAAGCACUGCUAGCCAGAAGGUGAAGGCUCAAACUUGACCUGGGGACUGAAUCCUUGGGGAGGGGAGAUGCAGAGAGGGGUUUCUAGAUGGCAGCGAACAUCAACUGAGGUACUCAGACCUGGGCCUCGAGACUAAGGAGACACCGGAGAUUUCUGAGCCAGGGGGAGUUGCUGUCAAAGCUCACGCUGCCUCUGCAGCCUGCAGAGAUUUGUAAAUAAAGCUGAGUGCCUUCUCA